Rhododendron vialii is the source of this 1743-nucleotide messenger RNA. RefSeq names its product abietadienol/abietadienal oxidase. Bases 86 to 1594 code for a protein of 502 amino acids. Lineage: Eukaryota; Viridiplantae; Streptophyta; Magnoliopsida; Ericales; Ericaceae. The record is from RefSeq and is a predicted model, not a curated record. Gene Ontology annotation, biological process: multicellular organism development; brassinosteroid biosynthetic process; sterol metabolic process. The transcript is spliced from 9 exons. Gene Ontology annotation, molecular function: iron ion binding; oxidoreductase activity, acting on paired donors, with incorporation or reduction of molecular oxygen; monooxygenase activity.
CUCUCUCUCUCUCUCUCUCUCUCUCUCUCUCUCUCUCUCUCUCUCUCUCUCUCUCUCGGCAGGGCGCCGGCAGCUUGCUGGGAAGAUGAGAGAAACAUGUUAUGGCACUGUAUGGGCAUAUGCGAUGAUUGUAGCAGUAGUAUUUGUCAUUGUUUUUCUUUCAAAAUUUGAGCUGAUUAAUAGGAAGUCGACUUAUUAUAAGAAGAGAACAGAAAAUGGUAAUGAAUAUAAAUUGCCGCCUGGAGGAAGAGGAUGGCCGUUGAUUGGUGAUAGCUUAAGCUGGUACAAUGCUGUUGCAAGUUCUCAUCCCCCUAGUUACGUUCAACAAGAAGUUCAGCGGUAUGGGAAGAUAUUCUCAUGCAGUGUGUUUGGUAAACGGGCAGUGGUAUCAGCGGAUCCGAGUUUUAACCGAUUCAUAAUGCAGAAUGAAGGAAAACUAUUCCAGUCCAGCUAUCCCAAAUCAUUCAGAGAUUUAGUUGGGAAAAAUGGGGUGAUCACUGUCCAAGGAGAUCAACAAAGGAAGCUUCACGGGAUCGCCUCCAACAUGAUGAGGUUAGAUAAGCUCAAGUCCCAUUUCUUGAAGGACAUUCAAAUGGUUAUGCUUCAAACUUUGAACAAUUUCCGCGACAACCAAGUCAUUCUUCUCCAAGACGUUUGCAGAAAGGUAGCUAUAAAUCUGAUGGUGAAUCAACUGCUCGGAGCAUCUAGCGAGAGGGAAGAAGAUGAGAUGGCUCGUUUGUUUUCUGAUUUCGUGGAUGGUUGUCUCUCUCUUCCCAUCAAUUUCCCAGGUUUUGCUUACCACACUGCCAUGAAGGCAAGGGAAACCAUAAUUACCAAAAUCAAGACCACAAUAGAGAAGCAUAGACAAGAAGAAGAUACAAAGGAAGGUGGGAAUGGCCUACUUGGAAGACUCGUAGAUGAAGAAAGCUUACCUGACUAUGCUGUUGUUGAUUUCCUUAUCAACCUUAUAUUUGCUGGAAAUGAAACAACAGCUAAGACCAUGCUCUUUGCUGUUUACUACCUCACUCAGUCUCCACCUGCUAUGAAGCAACUACUGGAUGAGCAGCGAAGACUAAGAAGUGGAAAGAGCGACAAUAAAGGCGAAGACAUGUUCAUAACAUGGCAAGAUUACAAACAAAUGUCUUUCACUCAAUGUGUUAUAGAUGAAACACUUCGGCUUGGAGGUAUUGCAAUUUGGUUAAUGAGGGAGGCCAAAGAAGAUAUUCAAUAUCAAGGUUAUGUGGUUCCGAAAGGAUGCUUUGUGGUUCCAUUUCUUUCAGCAGUCCAUUUAGAUGAAAAUUUGUAUGAAGGAGCUCGCACAUUUAAUCCCUGGAGAUGGAUGGACCCUCUCAAUAAGGAAAAAAGGAGUUGGAGAAACAGCCCUUUUUACGCUCCCUUUGGUGGAGGAGCUCGAUUUUGUCCAGGGGCAGAAUUGGCUCGCCUUCAAAUUGCUCUCUUUCUUCAUUACUUUGUUACUUCAUUCAGGUGGACCCAGCUCAAGGAAGAUCGUAUGUCUUUCUUUCCCUCUGCCCGAUUAGUGAAUGGCUUCGAAAUCCGAAUCACCAGACGAGACGACGAGCUAGAAAUGAAAUGAAGAGGAGAAUUAAUUGUAUCAUGUAAUUAAAUACCUACUCAAUAUUCAUGUAAAGAUACAUUUUUUAAUAUUUGCAAAUGAAGCGAUAUGAAACUCGUGGAGAAUUGAUUAUGAAAUUCGGUCGUGGUUCAGCCAUGGUUUUAGCACUA